This is a messenger RNA of Colletotrichum phormii, 1382 nucleotides long. RefSeq names its product S-adenosyl-L-methionine-dependent methyltransferase. The transcript is spliced from 8 exons. NCBI's taxonomy places the organism in Eukaryota, Fungi, Ascomycota, Sordariomycetes, Glomerellales, Glomerellaceae. The record is from RefSeq and is a predicted model, not a curated record. The coding region runs from base 242 to 1288 and encodes 348 amino acids.
UGCGGCCUGCACGUCGAUACUGUGGUUGGUGGUUGACGGGCAAGCCGCGGUUGGCAGGACACGAGUUGGUUUGACAAGCAAGAAGGGGUUGAUUCGUCUGGCCAUCUCCCAAAACUCCGAAUCAUCACCUCGUGGGUUUCUAUAACUGAAAAUUGCUUCCCAAACCUUCAGGCAUAAAAUAGCAUAGUCCUGAAUUAUAUCAACAGACACGCUUUCAGGACAGGCUCAAAGUACUGCGAUCAUGGCCGCCACACACGGCGAUCCGGAGGCCCACCUGGUCGCUGAAGACGACAUUUCCGAUAGCGAACAGGAUCUUGAGAGUCUUCGGUCAGAGACUACGAGCGUGAAGGACUCUAUUCUUGAGUAUAGAAUUGAGAAUGGAAGAUCUUAUCACAAGUACAAAGAUGGCAAAUAUGCCUGGCCUAAUGACGACAUGGAAAAGAACAGACAAGAUAUGCAACACGAAAUUUGCCUCCUUACGUUUCACGAGAGGUUAGGGUUCGCUCCUCCUUGCGAUGAGAGCGCCAAAGUCGGCCGCGUUCUCGAUCUGGGUACUGGAACCGGCCUCUGGGCCAUUGACUAUGGCGACAACCACCCAGAGACGGAAGUGCUGGGCGUUGAUCUCUCUCCCAUUCAGCCACGAGAUGUGCCUCCUAACGUUAAGUUUGAGGUUGACGACGUCGAGGAGGAAUGGCUCUACUCACGGCCUUUUGACUACAUCCACCUUCGAUUUAUGAAUGGCUCAAUUUCGGAUUGGAAGAAGAUCAUUCAGAAAGCCUACGAUAAUCUCGUCCCGGGUGGCUACUUUGAGAUCCAGGAGUCAGAGUUCAUUAUCAGAGCCGAUGAUGGCACUCUUCCCCCCGAGAAACCUCUGGACCAAUUUGUUUCCCUCAUUCGGGAAGCUGCGGAAAAGUUUGGGCGUAGAUUCGCUCCUGUAUCUGAGAUAAGGGAGCAGAUGGUUGAUGUUGGAUUCGGAAACGUGGUCCAGCAGAACUUCAAGUGGCCUUCUAACCCAUGGCCGAAAGAUGACCACCACAAGAGGAUUGGCGAAUGGAACUUCCACAACUUCGUGGAUGCUGCUGAAGCUAUGGCUCUCGCACCUUUGACUCGCGUCCACAACUGGACGAAGGAGGAGGUCCAAGUUUUCCUUGUAGGCGUUCGUAAGGAUAUGAGAGACAAGAGAAUCCACUCGUACAUGCCCAUAUCAACUCUUGUGGGUAGGAAACCCUUGAAGGAAGAUACUCCGGCUCCACCUCAAGAUCAGAGCACGCCAGCAACUGCAGCUUGAUCCUGGCGAAGGUUCUUCCACGUCCCUCUAGAAUUACUAGCCAGGAAAGCAAUAGCUAUAUAAAGUAUUGGGUCAAAUUGCACAAUUAAUUGGC